ACAGCCGCCAGACUGCGGUGCUGACCAUUAUAAUAGUUUAUCCCAUCAGCCUGGCUGACUCAACGUACUGAAUAUUAAUACAAGAAGGUAGAUUGCAGCGUGCGUAGAUCUUUUCCCUGCUAACCCCUGAGGGCUUCUCUUCGUACAGAUCCCUAUAGGCAAUGUGCUCCUUGGCACAACUGCAGUCAGCAUGGAUUCCCCAUCUCGUGUUAGCAACGCAGCAGAAAAAUAAUUGUCAGGAAGAGCAAAGUCAGCUCUUCUGCCAGGGGACAAGAAUGAAAUCCACACUGGAUGGAGAAGCCUCACUUGUCAGUGUGCAGCAGGAAAGACACAAGCCCUGCUAGAAGUGCCUGCAGUAUGACAUAAGCCUGUUGGGAUAUAUCAGCAGUGAUACGUACUCUACAAUCCUAGCUGUGGAUGCAGUAUGUGCAGUAGUGGGAGGGCAGGAAAUGGCUGAAAGUGGCAUAUGGUUCACUGGCACGCUGCCACCAUCUUCAGCUUGUGUUAAAUGAGGACACGAAUAUUGGCAAGCCUAUGCUACGGAGCUAUUUGUAGUGGAAUUCAGGUCUGUGCGGUGAAAUGGAUUUUACAGAAACAAGAGUAUCAACAAGAAAAUACAGAAGUUACAUCAAGCACUGAAAAUCACUAGCAUGCGGGAGGCUGGAGGAGCACCAUUAAACAUGGAUACUGGUACUGUCAAAAAACAUGAGUCGCCACUUACAGUCAAUGAACAGGUGAUUGUAAUGUCUGGUCAUGAGACUAUUCGGGUUUUGGAGGUAGGUGUGGAUACGCCAACUCAACCUGAAGAGUCUGGAAAACCUGAGGUGCCGCCAGUAUCUGAACCCUCCGUUACUAAUAAUUUGACAAGGGAGACAGUGCUGUGCCAAGCGGAGAAUUCAAGUGCAGAGCCUGUAGUGAAAUCUUCAGCUGGACUUGUCUCUCCUUCUCUGCCAACACUUUUCACUCAUGCCUCAAACCAUCCUCAGGCAACCCUUACAUCUUUUGCUUUACAGACUGCCCCCCAGGUCUUGACUCAGGAAAAUAUAGCAACACUUGUCACUGGGGUAAUGGCUCCCACAGGGGCGGUUAGUCAACCUGUUUUAAUCCCCAUCACUAUUCCUGGUCAAGUGGCUGGUCAACAGGGCCUGGCUGUCUGGAAUUUCCCCACUGCAACUCUAGCCACUAUUCCUGGAUUAGCUGCUACUCCACCUGCUGGUGGACUGUUCAAACUGCCUCUAGCAAACCUGCAAGCAGCAUCAGUCUUGAAUACUGCCUUACAAACUCCCGUUCAGGCAGCUCCAGCCAUCCAGACUGUUUACCAGGCACAGCCAGCAGUUCAAGCCCAAGCUGCACUACAGGCUGCUGUACAGCCACAGGCAGCACUACAGGUCCCAACAACUCUGCAAGCCCCAACAGCCAUGGUGUCCAGUAAUGUAGCCAAAGCAGAACCACAGACCCAUAUUACUGUCCAGCCAGCAAGCUUUACUUUUAAUCCAGCUAUUAUCAGUGCAGCAUCAAUAGGAGGUCAAACUCAGCUGCUAAACUCUCUAGCUGCUGCCCCUAUUAUUGCUAAUGCUAUUCCUGGAGUACAGGGCAUCACUAGCCAGAUUAUAACCAAUGCUCAGGGCCAGGUUAUUGGCACUCUCCCGUGGUUGCUAAAUUCACCAGGGAUCACCGCGGGUGCCGCAGCAGCUGCCAUAUCAGCUCCAAAUCUUGUGCAGGCUGUAACUCCCCAGCUUUUAUUAAACGCCCAAGGACAGAUUAUAGCCACUCUGGCAAGCAAUGCUAUUCAGCCAGCAGCUAUACGGAAGCAAGCCUCCCAAGAUCUACCAGCUAAGACAGAGCAUCAGCCUGUUCAGCAAAUCCAACCUGCUCCUACCAUAACACAGCCGUCAGUUGUUGUCACAAAUCCAUCUCCAGCCAACAUGUCUGCUUCUACCCAAGUCCAUGUCAGCUGUCCAGAGCCCCCAACUGUGGGCCAGCUUGUGUCAAAGCCACACUCUGGAAACUAUGAUGAUGAUGGAAUAAACCUGGAAGAAAUCCGUGAAUUCGCUAAGGAUUUUAAGAUCCGGCGUUUAUCCCUUGGUCUGACGCAGACACAGGUGGGACAAGCGCUCACAGCCACAGAGGGACCAGCAUACAGUCAAUCAGCUAUCUGUAGGUUUGAGAAGCUAGACAUAACACCAAAGAGUGCUCAGAAGCUGAAACCGGUCUUAGAGAAAUGGUUAAAUGAGGCAGAAAUGAGGAACCAGGAGGGACAACAAAAUCUGAUGGAAUUUGUAGGUGGAGAGCCUUCAAAGAAACGGAAAAGGCGCACAUCUUUUACUCCUCAAGCUGUGGAGGUCCUAAACACUUACUUUGAGAAGAAUGCGCUGCCCACUGGCCUGGAGAUCACAGAUAUUGCAAAGGAACUGAACUAUGACCGUGAAGUGGUGAGGGUAUGGUUUUGUAACAGACGCCAGACUCUGAAAAACACCAGCAAGCUUAACGUCUUUCAGAUCCCUUAGGGAGAUAUAUCAAGCCCCUGCCACCACCUUGUCACCAACACUCCAUUGUCACCACAUAUGGUAGUGGUAGAUCCCUCUGACAUUCUCCUGUAAAGCACUUUUGUGGCUGUAUAUACGCUUUUUCCACACUAUGGUCCGCUGCUCCUUCCAGUUCCCUAGCCUCAUGUUUUUAUAUGACAGAAGCCAAGUCCAUCACAGCUCAAUCUGUCUGGUAGCAUUGUUAUACAGAUUCAAUAUACUCUGUGUAACUGUAGAACCAGAUUGGUUCCCUCUAUGGUGGGACUAAAAUUGUAGAGUUUUUUUCACAGACUUAACCCAUAAAUGUUGCUGAAGUUCCUUGGUGAUCAUGUGGAGUGCCACUCUUUUUAUGUAAAUUUCCUGAUGAACAUCCUGGGAUGCUAACAAACAUUUAAUAUCAGAAACCUCUAAUUCACAGUUUUAUUUGUUUACUUAUUCAUGCUUUGGAUUUUAUGCUAUCUUACAAUUAUCUGCCUGUAUGUCGUUUUCUGUGUAUUUAUUUUACUUUGAAGAAAAACUUUGGUAUUCUCAGCUUAAAGGGGUUGGCCAGGAUUUAUAGGAAACUAUUUAUUGUUGCCAAAUUAGUAUUUGCUAAGAUUGUGUGAUCUCUUAUUGUUUUUUGCUUUUCAUUUCUUAUACAGUAUGUGAGGUAACAUGGUUUAUCUUAUUGUUUUCACCAAAAGCUGGCAUAAUUGCCUAAAAACCUUGUAUCCUUUCACUGCUGUUUUCUUAUGCAUCCAUUGGCUUAUACAGUUGGUAUAUACCAGGCUUUAUUACCCUGGGAUCAGUAUAACACAGUGCAAUUGCUCAUACCCAUCGGUACUAAAGACGGCCAUAUACUUUGGUUAAAGGGGUACUCUGGCACUAAGACAUUUUAUCCCCUAUCCAAAGGAUAGGGGAUAAGAUGCCUGAUUGUGGGGGUCCCGCCGCUGUGGACCCCCGUGAUCUUUCACGCUGCACCCCGUUACCAUCAGGCCCCGGAGCGUGUUCGCUCUGGUUCUAAUGACUGGCGAUCACAGGGCCAGAGUAUUGUGAUGUCACGCUCCACCCCCUCAAUGCAAGCGAACGCGCUUCGGGGGCUGAUGGUAACGGGGUGCUGCGUGAAAGAUCACGGGGGUCCACAGCGGCGGUACCCCCGCCAUCAGGCAUCUUAUCUCCUAUCCUUUGGAUAAGGCAUAAGAUGUCUUAGCACUGGAGUACCCCUUUAAGGUGCUUAUAAACCUUCAAUAGCUGUUUGCCAAACAAUUCAGGAGACAGCAAUCCAAUAUGCUUUAUCCUUCUGUUCCCCAACAUCAUCCUUUGGGGAAGAGUCAGAAGAUGGCUGACUUUUCACUAAUGUGUUUAGGGGCUUUUUCAGUUGUUAGCUGAAUGCUGGUUUAGACAAGUAUGGCAGCAGCUUAUCUCCCCUGAGAACAAACGGAUCUGGUAUACUAAAAUCCAACAGUCUGAUCCAUCUUUCCUCUGACAUCUUAUGUCUUCGAAAAGUGAAGACACUCCUAUACACAUUAGAUGAUGGUUGGCCAAUCCUGCCAAAAUUGUCAGGUUUGGAUGAAAUAAAAAAUAAUGUGUAUGGACACCUUAAAAAAGCAACUGAAGCAAAAGAAGAGUUUGUCCAGGGAGCAGAAAAGUAUUGCCUCUUCUGUUCUCCACUUCAGUCCGAGAUGAGAGGGCAUGAGCACCAAAUAACCAUGCCCAAUCAUCGCACUGCACAAUGCUGUGAGAAUUACAAGAAAAAGGUUUAUUUUUCAGUUUAUCUGGGAGUAAAUGUUGUGCACGGCAAUCCUCACGAUACAAAGUCCUGUAGCCAGCACCUUUUACGUUUAUUCAAAAUCCAAUAAAAAUACAACAGGAUACAGAAACAUUAUAUGGACAUAAAAAACAUUAAAAAAGUUUUAUGUAUUGAGGAGUUUAGAUCCAUGCCCUCCCCCUCUUUUUAUGGCGGGAGGUUUGCAGUAGAAUUUUAAAGGUAUCCAGCACAACGAUCUGGCAGCAGGAUAUGUGUACACUGGCCGGCAUUCUUAUAGUGCAAAACUUUGCCCGACAUGAUGCGAUCAUGAGUCAAAAUGCUCCACGACUCUAGACUUUGUAUGGGACUUUCUACUCCUGAUCGUGCCAUGUCAGACCAAGUCUCGGACUACGAGAAUACCAGCCAGUUUGCACAUAUCCUUGGACCGGAUCAUUGUGACAGGUACCUUUUAAGGAUUCAGCAUGGAGUUGAGUGCAUGCUAUGUGUAAGGGCUUAAAGUGGUUCUCCGCCCCUAGAUAUCUUAUCCCCUAUCCAAAGUAUAGGCCCCAGCGGCCAGACCCUCGCUAUCUCUGGGCCGGCACUGCAGCGUUCUGAACACAGCCUUCACACCCUCUCCCAUAGACAUGAAUGGAGGGGGCGUGGUGUGACAUCAUGAACACGGAACGCGGUGGUGCCCACCUGGAGAUCGCGGGGGUCCCAGCGGCCAGACUCCACGUGAUCAGACAUCUUCUCCCCUGUCCUUUGGAUAGGGGAUAAAAUGUCUAGGGGCGUAGUACUAACUUUAAAACAUAAAAUGCGUUAGACAUCCUUGAGGUGUGUUUCUCCUGCAUUUUUCACAAUUUUUUAUGUCCAUAUGAUGUUGUUGUAUCCUACUGGAUUUUUAUUGGAUUUUAAAUAAACAAAAAUUGUAUACAUGUAAGUGCUGACUACUGGACUUCUAUUAGCAACUUAGAAUUAUUUUCAUACAACUGGACAACCCCUUUAAGAGAUGUCAUGAGAUAUAUCUUUCAACCAUUAUUACACAUAUAUUAUCCAGGUAACCUUGUUUGUAGUGAUAAAUCAUGUAUUUAUUCCAAAAAUCCUAAAACUCCUUCCAGUACAUUAUUGGCGUAGAGUUUCUCUGAAUUUCAGUAGAAUAACACAGUUCUGUUUACAGUGUGUGGUGUCUAAGUAACAAUAGUAGGCGAUAUGUGUUUUCCUCUAGCAUGUACCAGGGCUCUGCGAUAAUUUUAAUUUUGAAAAUAUUUAUUAACGUUGAAACAUUGACAAUGUAUGACACAGCUUCACCUAAAGGAUACCAGCCAUCAAUACACAUUUAUACCCUUAACAAUUAUCUGAAUACAGAGCAUGUGACUAAACAAUAUGUUUACAUUUCCUGUGUGUUAUGGUCGUAUCGUUUUCUUUAAUAUUCCAGACUAUUACAUGACAUCAUGAUGUUAGCCAUUUAUAUGGGCAGCUUUAUUUAUGAGCUCUAGAAAGUGAACAGCCCAUUUAUUGGGAGGAGCACAAUUGCUGUGCACAUAGCAGACUUUUAACAUUAUCAGGUGGCUUUUUUGCAAUGUCACAAGAUCUCGUGUGUAAUUGAUAUAAUGUUUUAUAAUUAAAAAAAAAAUGAUGUUGCAACUUUACUGUUUUUUUCAAUAAUGUGUU
Hyla sarda is the source of this 5922-nucleotide messenger RNA. RefSeq names its product POU class 6 homeobox 1 (gene POU6F1). Gene Ontology annotation, molecular function: DNA-binding transcription factor activity, RNA polymerase II-specific; RNA polymerase II cis-regulatory region sequence-specific DNA binding. The transcript has 12 exons. Lineage: Eukaryota; Metazoa; Chordata; Amphibia; Anura; Hylidae. Gene Ontology annotation, biological process: regulation of transcription by RNA polymerase II. Bases 651 to 2507 code for a protein of 618 amino acids. The record is from RefSeq and is a predicted model, not a curated record.